CGAAAGGAUCAUGGCGGAUGGCCCCAGGUGUAAGCGCAGAAAGCAGGCGAACCCAAAGAGGACAAACGGCUUUAGAGAGGAGGAGAGAAAGGGGCUUCGCUACCUAUGCAGUGGGCCACUGUCGGCCACAGAGUGGGCUCAGCGGAGGAAGAAAAGGCCUUUUGAAAGAGUGCGGAGAGGGGAGGAACACUCUUUCUCUCUGUGCCUGUGGGAAACUACUGCCCAAGCCGGGACUCCCAUUUGCAUAUGACCCACUCUACACAUCAAGGCAGGCGGAUAUAUGGAGUGAGCAACUACAGCCAUGGACUGGAAGGCCAGUCGGACUCUGAUGAUGAAGAUAAGCUUCACAUCGUAGAGGAAGAGGGAACCCUCAUAGAUGGAGCUGACGGUGACAGCAUUGCCCACGACGAUGACCACAAUGGCCCUGAGGACAGAUGGGAUGAAGUGAAAGAGGAGUGUGUGUCAGAAGAGGAUGAGAGGAGUAGGCAUGAUCUAGUAAAGGAGAUACUUCAGCAGGGAGACACUGCAGUCAUCUUCCCAGAGGCUCCAGAGGAUGAACCACGACAGGGCACACCAGAGACCAGUGGCCAUGAAGAGAAUGGCACGCCGGACGCGUUCUCUCAACUGCUCACCUGUCCGUAUUGCUCCCGUGGCUACAAGCGCUACACAUCUCUAAAGGAGCACAUCAAGUACAGGCACGAGAAGAGUGAGGACAACUUCAGCUGCUCCAUGUGCAGCUACACCUUCGCCUACCGCACACAGCUUGACCGCCACAUGACCGCACACAAAGCAGGCAGAGAGCAGCGGCAUGUAAGCCAAACGGGGGGAGGAGGAAACCGCAAGUUUAAGUGCACUGAAUGUGGCAAAGCCUUCAAAUACAAACACCACCUGAAAGAGCACCUGCGCAUCCAUAGUGGAGAGAAACCAUAUGAAUGUUCCAACUGCAAGAAGCGUUUUUCCCACUCUGGCUCCUACAGUUCCCACAUCAGUAGUAAGAAAUGCAUCAGUCUCAUCGCUGUGAAUGGCCGGUCACGACCCUCCCCGGCCACAGGGGGCGCCAAGACCCCUCAGUGCCCUUCGCCAUCCCUGCCCUCCUCGCCCGCCAGGGCCCGGACCCAGCACCGGGAAAAACUGGACCACAGCAAACCCCUGCAGGAUCAGCUCCCACUCACACAGAUCAAGUCUGAGCCACUGGACUACGAGUACAAGCCUGUGGUGGUGGCGGCCCAAACUGCUGGAGGAGUUAACGGCGUUUUCCAGGGAAGAGCGACGGCUCCUCUUCAGGGGGCAGUGCAAGCUGUGGUCCUUCCCACUGUGGGCUUGGUCUCCCCGAUCAGCAUCAACCUGGGUGACCUGCAGAACAUGCUGAAGGUGGCAGUGGAUGGGAACAUGAUCAGACACGUGCUGGAGAACACCCAGACCAAGGGCCAGCCCACAGGCACAGCUGUCACAGGAACCAACAGAGUGGCCAUCGCACAGGCCCCUCAGCAGGUCAUCCAAGCCAUCAGUCUUCCCAUUGUAGACCAGGAUGGGACCACAAAGAUCAUCAUCAACUACAGUCUGGACGCAGCCCAAGCACAGGCCACCCUACACAGCAUGAAGAAGGAGCCCGCGGAGCAGAACAUGGAUGCCUGCAAGGCUGAGAAACUGCCCGAGGACCUUACGGUCAAAAGUAAGGUAAGCCGGGACAAAACCACCAUCACUGUGGAUGAGGAAAUGCAGCGGGAGAAGGACAAUGCAACACCCAGACACUGUGGCAAGGAGGGGCAGCGGGUCAAUGGCACUCACCCAGAAGAGGAGUCAGAAGUAGACGUUAAACUGUGUCCUGGUCAACCUCCUCUGAAGAACCUGCUGUCCCUGCUUAAGGCUUACUUCGCCCUAAACGCAGAGCCCACCAAGGAGGAGCUGGCCAAGAUCUCAGAGUCGGUCAGCCUGCCAACCGAUGUGGUCCGGAAAUGGUUUGAGAAGAUGCAAUCUGGGCAAAUUUCUGUGGACACCUCACCACAGAAGGAGCAGACCACUGGGACAGAAGGUGAUGGGACCCAGGAGGAAACUCUCAAAUCGACCCCAGAGCAGGACGAGGACAGGAGCCCAGAGGAGGAGAAGGAGGAGGAGCUCUGUAGUCCAGUAGAGGCCACUACAGCUUGUGUCAACGGGACAGAGAGCGGGCCAGCAUCCCCCUCACCACUAAACCUGUCCGUUGACGGGCCCGUGCCAGCCCACACCACAGAGGAGGGCGAUGGACCUCUGGACCUGUCCCUACCGAAAUCAGCGGGCACUGCCAAUGCAGCCAGUGCCCAUGCUAACACUGUUUACUUGGCUCAGGACGAGCCACUGAACUUGACUUGCACAAAGAAGGAAGUGCUCAACAAUGCAAGCCCCAAUGCUGCCAUCUAUGCCAGCCAAACAAGUGCCAAUCCCAUAAACAUCAUGACCACUCAACUGCCCACGCUGGUGGCGAUCACAGAGCAGGGCCAAGGGCAGUGUCUGCGUGCCCUCACCACCACUAAACAGACCAUCCUGAUCCCACAGCUGGCCUACACCUACACCACUACAGCCUCCAGUCCAGCAGGGGGUGACUCAAACCAGAAGACCAUACUUCAAGUCAAUGGCAUCAAGGAGGAAAAGCAGGAUACCAGUUCAGAGCUGACCUCAGUGUUGGAGGAGCAGACAGACUCAGAUUCUGGGCCAGUCAGGAAGAAGAUGAAAAAGACAGAAAAUGGCUUAUAUGCUUGUGACCUGUGUGACAAAAUCUUCCAAAAGAGUAGCUCUCUGCUUCGACAUAAAUAUGAACACACGGGUAAGAGGCCUCAUGAAUGUGGAAUCUGCAGCAAAGCUUUCAAACACAAGCACCACCUGAUUGAGCACUUGCGCCUGCACUCUGGAGAGAAGCCAUACCAGUGUGACAAGUGCGGCAAGCGCUUCUCCCACUCAGGCUCCUACUCCCAGCACAUGAACCACCGCUACUCCUACUGCAAGAGGGAGGUCCAUGGCCAGGGCCCAGCCCAGGGGACCGAGGAGGACGACAACCCCAGUGAGGGGCAGCCUCAGAGGGGCAGCACAGCCCCCUCGCCCCCCUCCCAGCUGGACUCGGACGAGCGGGGAAGCAGCGCCAGGGAGGACGAAGAGAGCGAGGAGGAAGACGAGGCAGGAUCGGGGAGUGUGUUGGACGAGGACGAGAUCCAGGUGGUGAGGAUUGGAGAUGAAGGAGGGGAUGAAGACGAGGAGAUGGUGGAGCAGGAGCAGAUGGAGGAGGAGGAGGAGGAGGAGGCAGCAGCUAGAGAGAUGGCACAAUGGGAAGAGGAGGAGAGAGGGGAGGAAGCGCAGGUGGAAACACUAGAGGAAGGACAGCAGGGAGAGGGAGAUGCAGUUGUAGUGAUGCAGGAGGGCGAGGAAGAGCGGGAGACUGAAAGAGCUGAGGAGGAGGAGGAGGAGGAGGAAGAGGAGGCGAUGGACACAGAGGAGAAAGCGGUGCAGCCAGGAAACACCAGAGACGAGAAAGGAGGACGGGAGGAUGCAGAGAACACGAAAGGUGCCGACGCAAAUGAAGGAGAUGCAGCCAGUGAAAACGGAGUUGCAGAAUGAAGAGAAAGGGGUGCCUGGGCUUUUGGUGCCCUCAUCCUCUGCUACAAAUAAAAAGGUUUCACAAAAGUUACUAAUAUAAAGGAACCAAGCCUGCAGAUGGUGCUUUGGUUUCCAGAGGUCGAGGAGGAGCGCAAGAGCACGCGAGAAAGAGAGCGUGAGAAUGCACGUGAGGACGAGCAUGAGAGCACGCGUGAGGGUGAGCGUGAGGGCAUCAGCACUGCGUUUGAGCCCACUACUGUGUAUAAAACCCCCUGGUGUGCCUGAUAAUGAAAAAAUAGUUGCUUUUCCAUGUCAAGGACAAUUUUCAGUGUUUAUGAAUAUGGUUUGUAUAAAUACAAAGUUUAACAACACCAACAAAACAAAAAAAAAUUGAUGCAUAUACAGACUGAAAGAUAGACAUGUUUUAGCUAAUAAUCUUUUAUUACUAAAACACCUUGGGUCAAUUUCUUUUUAUCAGUGUUACUAAUUUUUUGUCACUCUUGUUUAAUCCUUAAAAAGCUGUACAGUUGGGAGAGAAAUUUCUAUACAUUUUUAUUGCCAAUGAACAAAACUCAGUAUUUUAUUGCAUUUGAAGGAAGAAUCCUGUGCACUACCAUACUCCCAGUUUACUGAUGGAACACCUCUGUGGGCCUUGCGUUGUUUAAUGUCUACCUUUCAGUAUUAGCACUCUAUAGCUAACCCCUAUGCCAUGCUAGCCCCUGCUAGCUCCAUAUUUAUCUGGUCUGUGAGCCUUAAAUGUAAAAACAAAAAAAAAAAAAUAAGGAGGAAGAAGCAAGGUUUACACGGGUCUGGUGGGGUGAUGGGCUGGUAAUGACCAUCUCAAAUCCAAAUUAAACAUUUUGAGAGCCAAGAUUUCUGAGCAAUCUCUGUCAUUAUGUGGGGUUUGUAUUUGGAUUGUUGAAGAUUUCACAGGCAAGAGUCCACAGUCCCUGACAUCCCACAACCCCUCCCCCCCCUUAUGCAAAAUCCUGCAUGUUGUAAGUGCCAUUCGACAGAGCUGUUGCGGUUCUAUGACACUGUUGCUAGGCAGCAUGUUCACAUGGGGGGCUCACGCUGUCUUUAAUGUGGUAGCAAAUCUUUGACCCCCAAACCUGAACCACUAGUCCUGACCAAAAGGACAAGACUGCCUCUUUUAUGAACAAAUUAAUACAUUCUAAGAAAAAUGUAUCAGGAAAAGCAAUCAGAGAACAAAAAAGAAAGUAGUCUUUCAAGCCUUGGAGGGCUCAUCUUUUCUCCCGUUUGGUGCACUUCUGUAUUGGAUUAGUUGCACAUCUGCUUUUUCUUCAGGUAACAAACAAAUAUGAAAUCCCAAUUCCCAUUUGCCUGUAGACUUAGUUUCUAUUUUCAUAACAGUCAGUAUUAAUUUGUCAUUUCUGUUUGUUGGUUUGUUUGUGUUUUUCAGUGAACAUUGUGUAAGGUUUGUUUGCAGUAUUAUUCCUCACCCCCUUCACCAGUAUAACUUUACUUGUUUAGUUUUAGAUACCUUUUAUAUUUAUGUGUCUUAUUUUUAUAUUUUUCUUUGUCGUUAUUUAUUACACAAUGUAGUGUACAAUAUUGUAGUUUGUAUUAAUACAAUAAUAUAUUUUAGUAUGAAGAAUAAUUUCAAAGAAAAAUGAAUACAAAGCUUGGGAAGAAACUAGCAUUUCAAAGUGUUUUAAAACAGAAAGAGUAUUAUUUUCAAAUUUUCAAUUAUUUGAAUAAAGAAAAAAACACCCAGUACUAUCAGAACUCUCUCACGAUGCCCAUUCUCAUGUCAUUGUCUCUUUCCCCACUAGACUUUGAAGCUACUGAACAUUGAUAAACUAAUCGUAUGCUAUACACGCAUGAGUCUUUGCUGUUAUAUUGAAAGAUUGUCUUUAACCAUGAAACUGUGCUGCCCUUUUUACAAAGCCAAAAUCUUGAUGACUUUGUUUUAUUUGUGCCAAUGUUGUUUCUUUGUUUGUCUGCGUCAAGGCCACAACUUGUUUUAUAUGUUUUAAUUUGUUGGUUAAAUUUUUUAUAGAUAGUUAUUUUUGUUUGUUUGUUUAUUGGUUUGUUUUUUAUGACUCCCCAUCUCACAAUAAAAUACAUCAAGAAUUCAACAUCA
This is a messenger RNA of Electrophorus electricus (electric eel), 5671 nucleotides long. It is a transcript of the gene zeb1b, whose product is annotated as zinc finger E-box binding homeobox 1b. Lineage: Eukaryota; Metazoa; Chordata; Actinopteri; Gymnotiformes; Gymnotidae. Gene Ontology annotation, biological process: anatomical structure development; regulation of transcription by RNA polymerase II. Gene Ontology annotation, molecular function: RNA polymerase II cis-regulatory region sequence-specific DNA binding; DNA-binding transcription factor activity, RNA polymerase II-specific. The record is from RefSeq and is a predicted model, not a curated record.